ACAUCCCUAUGUUACGCCCCUCUGUCGUGUCAGAACAAUUUUAGUCGAGAGUGGCGUAAAUAUAAAGAUAUUACUACUUAUCCAAGGGUAUUCCUUGAGAUAAACUUUGUAAUUGUUGAGUAAAAUUACGCAAAAUAGACAAAAAUGACUGAUUCGAAGUAUUUUACCACCACCAAGAAGGGUGAGAUUUUCGAGCUGAAAUCGGAAUUGAACAGUGAUAAGAAGGAGAAAAAGAAAGAAGCUGUAAAGAAGGUUAUUGCAUCAAUGACUGUAGGCAAAGAUGUAUCAGCUCUAUUCCCUGAUGUGGUAAACUGCAUGCAGACAGACAACUUGGAGCUAAAGAAGCUUGUCUACUUGUACCUGAUGAACUAUGCAAAAUCUCAACCUGAUAUGGCUAUUAUGGCAGUUAACACUUUUGUCAAGGACUGCGAAGAUUCGAACCCUCUGAUCCGAGCCCUCGCCGUACGAACCAUGGGUUGUAUCCGGGUAGAUAAGAUCACGGAGUACCUUUGCGAACCGUUAAGAAAAUGCCUUAAAGACGAAGACCCAUACGUGAGGAAGACCGCAGCUGUUUGUGUUGCUAAGCUGUAUGAUAUAUCUUCGAGCAUGGUUGAGGAUCAGGGUUUCCUAGAUCAAUUGAAGGACUUGCUAAGCGACUCCAACCCCAUGGUAGUGGCCAACGCUGUGGCUGCUAUCUCGGAGAUUAAUGAGGCUAGUGUUUCUGGACAUCCUCUUGUAGAAAUGAAUGCACCAACAAUAAACAAGCUUCUCACCGCGUUGAACGAAUGUACGGAGUGGGGCCAAGUAUUCAUCCUUGACGCACUCUCCAACUACUCCCCGCGUGACGUGCGUGAAGCUCACUCCAUCUGCGAGCGUAUCACGCCUCGGCUGGCUCACGCUAAUGCUGCCGUCGUCUUGUCUGCUGUUAAGGUUCUCAUGAAGCUUAUGGAGAUGGUAUCCGAAGACACGGAUCUAGUAAGCACGCUCUCGCGUAAGCUGGCCCCACCAUUGGUGACGCUUCUCAGCGCCGAACCCGAGGUGCAGUAUGUCGCCUUGCGGAACAUUAACCUCGUCGUGCAGAAGAGGCCGGAUAUUCUAAAACAUGAGAUGAAGGUAUUCUUCGUGAAAUACAACGAUCCAAUUUACGUGAAACUGGAAAAGCUGGACAUAAUGAUUCGUCUAGCGUCGCAGGCGAACAUCGCGCAAGUGCUAGGGGAACUCAAAGAAUAUGCUACUGAGGUGGACGUGGACUUUGUCAGGAAGGCCGUAAGGGCUAUCGGGCGAUGCGCUAUAAAGGUGGAACCUUCAGCCGAACGUUGCGUAUCAACCCUACUGGAGUUAAUCCAGACGAAAGUGAACUACGUAGUCCAGGAAGCCAUAGUUGUCAUUAAAGACAUCUUCCGCAAGUAUCCUAAUAAGUACGAGAGCAUCAUCAGCACGCUUUGCGAGAAUUUGGACACGCUGGAUGAACCUGAAGCCAGGGCUUCCAUGGUAUGGAUCGUAGGCGAAUACGCUGAACGUAUAGACAACGCAGACGAAUUGCUAGACUCGUUCCUCGAAGGUUUUCACGACGAGAACGCUCAAGUGCAACUGCAGCUGUUGACUGCUGUCGUCAAGCUCUUCCUCAAACGUCCAGCUGACACUCAAGAGCUGGUUCAACAUGUGCUGUCAUUGGCUACUCAGGACUCUGAUAAUCCUGAUCUAAGAGAUCGCGGUUUUAUCUACUGGCGUCUCCUUUCCACGGACCCGGCCGCGGCCAAAGAAGUCGUCCUAGCGGAUAAGCCACUCAUCUCCGAAGAGACCGACCUGCUGGAGCCAACACUUCUUGACGAACUCAUCUGCCACAUCAGUUCUUUAGCUUCAGUUUAUCAUAAGCCACCUACUGCUUUCGUUGAAGGGCGCGGUGCCGGAGUCCGCAAGUCGCUUCCAGCGCGUGGAUCUGCUCCCGACGAGUCACAUUCCUCUCAGCCCACAGUUAUUCCAAACCAGGAGUCUCUGAUCGGCGAUCUCCUGUCGAUGGACAUCGGCGGUCCGCCGGCGCCGGCCGCGCCCGCCUCAAAUAUCGACUUGCUGGCUGGUGGCCUAGACGUGCUGGCCAUGGGCAGCGAGCCGACGGCGACGACAGGUACAACAGGCCUGCUCGGCGACAUCUUCGGCGUCAGCUCCGCGCCCGCCUCGUUCGUACCACCCAAGCAAUGCUGGUUGCCAGCUGAUAAAGGGAAAGGUCUGGAGAUCUGGGGUACAUUCAGCCGUCAAAACGGACAACCGCGAAUGGAGAUGACGUUCACCAACAAAGCGAUGCAAGCCAUGAGCGGGUUUGCCAUACAACUCAACAAGAACAGCUUCGGCAUCUUCCCGGUGGGCGGGCUGUGCGUGGGUGCGCUGGGCGCCGGCGCCAGCGCAGAGGCGCCGUUGCCGCUGGCCACCACCGGGCCCGUGCAGCGGAUGGAGCCGCUCAACAACCUGCAGGUGGCGAUCAAAAACAACGUAGACGUAUUCUACUUCGCAUGUCUAAUACCGGCUCACAUUCUCUUCACCGAAGACGGGCAACUUGACAAGCGAGUCUUUCUUACCACGUGGAAGGAGAUCCCAGCCGCCAACGAAAUGCAACACAAUCUAUCCAACGUAAUCGGCAACGCAGACUCCAUUGCCCAAAAAAUGACACUCAACAACAUAUUUACCAUCGCGAAACGCAAUGUAGAAGGACAAGAUAUGCUUUACCAAUCUCUGAAAUUAACUAAUAACAUAUGGGUGUUGCUAGAGUUGAAACUGCAGCCAGGCAAUCCCGAAGCGACUCUAAGUCUAAAAUCACGUACAGUUGAAGUGGCAACUUGCAUAUUCCAAGCUUACGAAGCUAUUAUUCAAUCGUAAUCUCUAUAUUGUUAUGACAAAGGUAUAAAAUGUAUUAAAUAGUAUUUAAGAUAGUGAUAUACUUUAUUCCAAGAAUGUUUAUGUAUACAGUGGACGUAGUUAUACAGAAAUUAUUCAAUACAACGUUAUUUGAUAUUCGUUUUUGCUAUAUAAAUAUGUGGCAUUUUCUGUUUACUUCAUUCUGAAAAUAUUUCAUUUCUUCAUAAUUAUGUCCAGUUAAUUGCAAUGUCUGUUGCAUUAGGGUUGUCAGUUAUCAUCAACCUUCAUUACACUAAUGAACUUAAUGUACAAUUCUGAGUUACUUAACAUUACUAACAUAGAAUAUGAAGUUGAAUAAUGUAUAUAACUUUUUUCCAUCAAAAGUAAUUAAAGAUAAAACAGCUGAUUCCUCGUUUCGAUCGUCGCGAUAAUCGUAUCAAUAUGUCGCUACUCCUUUGGGAACGCCAGUUAAUCGUUAAAGACAUAAACAUACACUAUCGAUUCGUCGUUUCGAUCAGUCUGCAUUAAAUUGUAUGAUCAACUUAUUAGCAAGCUGUAACUGUAAAGUUCCAGAUACAGUAACGAGGUUCUAGUGUGUACGCGUGAAACUCAUCACUCGCUAGAAUGAUAACCUGGUUAUCGUCGGUUCACUGCGAACCGCACGCGGUCCGCUCGCGACUAGCUCGCGAACCACGUACACCACUAUGAUUUUUGGUAACAUAAAGGUGUGUCCAAACACGGCGUGCAAGGUGCGCGGCAGCUACGCGCGGCAUUCGCGGGACACAAGUUUGCCGGCAGGUAGCUCG
Molecule: messenger RNA, 3656 nt
Organism: Hyposmocoma kahamanoa
Lineage: Eukaryota; Metazoa; Arthropoda; Insecta; Lepidoptera; Cosmopterigidae
Gene: AP-1-2beta
Product: AP-1 complex subunit beta-1
Exons: 17
Coding region: 145-2871 (908 amino acids)
Biological process (GO): vesicle-mediated transport; intracellular protein transport
Cellular component (GO): clathrin adaptor complex; membrane coat
Molecular function (GO): clathrin binding
Source: RefSeq, a predicted model, not a curated record